AUGACAAACCGAAGACUCAACCUCCUCAGUCUUGACGGCGGGGGCGUACGCGGUCUUUCCACCUUGUACAUCCUGCGCCAUAUUCUCGAAGCCAUCGAUCGCGAGAACCCUCCAAAACCAUGUGAAUAUUUCAAUUUGAUCGGUGGAAGUGGGUCGGGCGGAGUGAUUGCGAUCAUGCUGGGACGUCUCCAGAUGGACAUCGAUCAGUGCAUCAUGGCGUAUUCAAGGCUACUAAAGCGCGUGUUCGCACGGAAGAGACAGUUCCCGCUAAAUAGCAGUCUGCGCGUACGACCAAAGUACGAGAUCCGACGGGUAGGAUCCGCCGUGCGAGCUAUUCUGCGCGAACUCGGACUCGACGAGGAUAUGCUCUUACGUGAUGAGGAUCCUUCGUGUCGAGUGUUUGUCUGCAUCACCGACAAUUCUAGUCGAAAAAUGGUACCUCUCACUAGCUACGCGAGCAAAUACUGCUCGACAGAGCUGUACAAGACCACGCGGGUCUGGGAAGCAGCCGAGGCCAGUUUCGCCAUCGGAUCGCUAUUCGAUCCCGUGACCAUCGGACCCAGCAAGCGACAAUUCCACGACAGCACCUUGGAAGCCAACAAUCCCAUGCGCGAGGUCUGGAUCGAGGCACGUGGGGUCUGGUAUUCUGGGUCGUUGGAGAACCAGCUGAGGUGCAUGGUGUCGAUCGGGACGGGAGUGCCUUCGAUUAAGCGGUUUACUAGGGGGGCCUUUGGGACCAGGACGUCGCAGAAGGAUGCGAUUGAUACCGACGCGGAGACAAACAAGUUCAUUCAAGAACAUACGGAGCUUGAUGACGACCACCGGCUGUUUCGGUUUGACGUACCGAAUGGAUUAGCAGAUAUCGGGUUGGAUGGAGUGAAGGAGGUUGAUACGGUGGUGGAUGCGACGCAGGAUUAUCUUACUAAGGAGUUGGUUUAUAAGCAGAUAAUCAGGUGUGGGAGGGCGCUUGACCGUUGA
Aspergillus tanneri is the source of this 978-nucleotide messenger RNA. RefSeq lists its product as uncharacterized. Gene Ontology annotation, biological process: arachidonate metabolic process. Gene Ontology annotation, cellular component: membrane. The transcript has 3 exons. The coding region runs from base 1 to 978 and encodes 325 amino acids. The record is from RefSeq and is a predicted model, not a curated record. NCBI's taxonomy places the organism in Eukaryota, Fungi, Ascomycota, Eurotiomycetes, Eurotiales, Aspergillaceae.